AUGUUGCCCUGGCCCUUUCCACGUUGGGACGCCGGCGAGGAGCAGGCGCCGGAGGAACAGGGCCCCUCGCCGCUCGGUGCCCCCCGCAAGGUGUGGAACUCUGGAGAGAGAGCCCUGGGGGGGCCAGGUACACCCCCACAGCACAGCCCUCAGUUCCCGCCCCGAAGGCCUUCCUGGAUCCGCAGAGAGCAGCUGCGGGCCGCGCCCCGCUCAGGCCGGGUGGCGGAGCAGUACCCAGGAACCCCAGUUCCCUUUUCUCCCCAGAUGGCCUGGGGGAUGGCCCCUUCAAGAAUGACCCUGCUGGCACCAUGGGACCCCAACUACGAGGCUAACGCUGGUUCUCAGCUGGUGUGGGGACCCAGCUGUGCUUCCGGUGCCUCUUUCUCAAGCCGGACUUUGUGUCAUCCCUCCUUCUGGCCGCUGUACGAGGCAGCCUCGGGCAGGGCCCACAGACGCCUGACCUCUGCAGCCGUACAUCAGAACGGGGAGCAGGCGCCCAGGGAUGCAGGAUUCCCGGUGAUGUGCCGCGAAGAUGUCUUCCUUUCAGACCCUCUGCUGCCCCCUGGGCAGCGAGUUCCCCUGCACCUGUCUGAAGCCCCUCAGCAGGUGAUGGGCUCUCUGAAGCUGCUGCUCCCACCCCCGAUCAUGUCCCCCCAGGUCCACCCCUCCCGGUCCCCUGGCUGCUGCACCACCUGGCUCAGUGGACCUGAGCUGAUUGCCCUCACUGGCCUCCUGCAGAUGAGCCAGGGGGAGCCACGACCUAGCUCCUCCUCAGGCUCCUCGGCAGCUCCCACCCCCCCUUCUGGUCCCCUAGACCCUGUCUCUGAUCACGCAGGCCCCAGUGGUUCUCACUGCACCGACCCACCUCUCCCACAGACCCCAGACACCAAUUGUCCAUAG
Molecule: messenger RNA, 900 nt
Organism: Pipistrellus nathusii (Nathusius's pipistrelle)
Lineage: Eukaryota; Metazoa; Chordata; Mammalia; Chiroptera; Vespertilionidae
Source: the annotation of a GenBank genome assembly